GCGUGCUCUCGGUUUCAUUGUGGCGGAAAUUGCGGCAACAUGAAGCGGCUGACUCUGUGUGCGCUUGUUGUCACGUUAAUCGCUGCGGUGUUCGCCAAAUCACCAUAUCAGUCUGUUCUUCAGCACAGCCGGAUAAGAGGACGACAGCAUGGCCCAAACGUUUGCGCUAUGCAGAAGAUCCAAGGAACCGAGAAGAAGUACUUUACCAACUGCAAGCAGUGGUAUCGCCGCAAAAUAUGCGGCAAACCAACUGUGAUUACCUAUGAAUGUUGCCCUGGAUAUGAAAAGAUGAUGGGAGAAAAGGGCUGUCCUGCAGUAUUACCUUUGGUGAAUAUCUACAACACCAUGGGGGUGGUUGGAGCCACUACUACUAAGAUAUAUUCUGAAAGAGCUAAAUUGAGAGAGGAAAUUGAAGGACCUGGCAGUUUCACAUUCUUUGCCCCAAGUAAUGAGGCCUGGUCUGCUCUUCCCAUUGAAAUUCUGGAUGCCUUGGUGAGCAAUGUCAACAUUGAGCUCCUCAAUGCAUUGCAUUACCACAUGAUAAACAAACGCUUGACUUCAGAUGACCUUAAGCAUGGGUCAUCCUUCUCCUCAAUGUACCAGGAUUUUGAUGUUCAUAUCCAUCACUAUUCCAAUGGUAUUGUGACUGUAAACUGUGCAAGGCUGGUGAAGACUGACCAGCAUGCAACUAAUGGAAUAGUUCACGUUGUUGACAGAGUUAUCACAGCUGUCACCAACAAUAUCCAGUCUUUUCUCGAAACUGAUGAUGAUCUGACAACCCUGCAAAAAGCUGUCGAUGAUGCUGGUCUUACCUCAGUGUUAGAGAAUCAGGGUUCCUACACUGUAUUUGCUCCAACCAAUGAAGCAUUUGAGAAGAUUCCUCCAGAGAUGAUGAACAGAAUCUUGAACGAUCCAGUUGCUCUUAAAGAUUUGCUGAAUUACCACAUCCUGAAGACCAUGCACUGUGCCGAGUCCAUUUUGGCAGGGACUCCCCUAGAGACACUUCAAGGCACAGUGCUGGAGGUGGGCUGUGAAGACGACAAAAUGACCCUCAAUGGCAAAGCCAUUGUGACAAGCAGAGACAAACUGGGCACCAAUGGAGUUGUCCAUUACAUUAAUGAGCUUCUCAUCCCUGACUCAGUUAAGACCCUGAAGGAACUUGCUGAAGGUGAUCCCCAAGUUUCCACAGCUACUAGGCUUUUCACAGAUGCUGGUCUAAAUCCUCAACUUUCGGGGUCUGAAGCAUUUACAUUGAUAGCACCUCAAGAUGAUGCUUUCAAAGGUACUGUUUCUAUGACACCUGAGAUGAGAAAACUCAUGAGGAAGCAUGUUCUGAAGGGGAAACUCUCCUCCAAGGGUUUGUACCAUGGACAGGAGCUGGAAACUCUUGAUGGAACUAAACUUAGAGUGUUUGUGUAUAGAAAUAACCUCUGCAUCGAGAAUGCCUGUAUUGCUGCCCAUGACAAAAAUGGUCGCCAUGGCACUAUGUUCAUCGUGGAUAAGAUUCUGUCUCCCCCCAUGGGCACUGUUAUGGAUGUUCUAAAGGCAGACAGUCGUUUCAGCACCUUGGUUGGCAACAUACAGAGGGCAGGCAUGACUGAGCUGCUAAACAAGAAAGGAACUUACACCAUCUUUGCCCCCACCAGUGAUGCCUUCCGUGCCAUGCCCACAGCUGAUCUCAACAAAAUUAUGAGAGAUCCCAGAGAGCUUGCCAACCUUCUGAAGUACCACAUAGGUGAGGAGUUUCUUAUUAGUGGUGGUGUGACCUCUCAUACCAGAAUGAAGCCCAUGUCAGGAGAAAAGCUCGAGCUAGGCAUGAGGAACUCCACUUUGUACGUCAAUAGGGUGCAAGUCAUUGACGGUGACAUGAUGGCUACUAAUGGAGUCGUACAUGCCAUUAAUUCAAUCAUAAAGCCACUGCCUCCCAAAGCUGUGAGUGACCAGGCAGAGGACUCUUCAGCAAAACAUACCUCUGCAGUAAGGGCUGGCAGACAAGUUCUAAAAAAGGAUGAUCUUUUCCAUAAGGUUGUGAACAGUCCUUCCAGCAGAACAAUGACUCAAGUCCAGUAAACUCAGUGAUUUUAAGAAAAACUGAAGUUAGUCCCAAUCACCACUGCUCUUGAAAGACUAACAUGCACAAUGAGUUAUUGUUCUGUAAGCAGUGAAUUGAUAAAUUAACUGAUUUACAGCAAAACUAACUUCAACACACCAAGGGAAAUGGAUACAUUAAAGGUGGAAUCAUUUUACUAUUGUAUGAGAAUACCAAAGACUGUGUUGAUGGUAAUUACUGUAGUUAUAUAUUUGUUUAAUUGACUUGUAUCUCAAUUUAAAUCUGAUUUAGAGCUCUAGAGCCAACUUUUGAGAAAUGCUUUUUAAACUUUUUAAUUUGUUUUCUACAUUUGGGUUUUUAUUUUGUUUUGUUUUUUAUUGUUUUUAUAUACAUGUAGCAUGUUUGCAUGGAUUAAGUUGGAACAAAAAUUGCUAUUCAAGCACAAGCAGUGCAGGCCAGGUUUAGAUUUUUUAGGGGCAGAAGCUGUUCCUGUGAAAAUACACUCUAUUUAGAAUUUAUUGUACACAUGUUUGACAAAAGUGUCAUUUCUGUGUACCCGCUAAGCAGACUCCUUAGCUGAGAUCUUAUAGACAAAAUGCCUGCAUGUCUCUAAUCCAGCCAAAAUAAAAGGAUCUAAAUACAUUGUAGGCUGUGAUUUCUUAAACGAAAAAGGUUAGUUUGCACAUAUUGAGAAAUACAGACAUUUACAAGAGGCUGAGGAAAAGCAAUCCUAAAGCUCAGUGAUAUCACUGUUAUGACUAUUUUGUCUGCUUAUUCCUGAUGGAGCUGAUUAAUGUGUGGAUGAACAAAGUCUUUCUGAUUAAGACACAUUUCACAAUAAAAUUCCUUUUUUUAACCCAGAGUUAUGCCUUAGAUGACUACUUAGUAAUUCUAAUGCUUGUGAAUUGCUUCCCAUUGUACUGAAACUAAUAUAUAAUAUCAUAAUUCUUAUUCCAUAAUAUAGAUGGAUUGAGCAGAGGUACUCAUAUAUCGGUCUUCCAAGAAAAGCAUUGUUCAUAACAGACACUCUGUAAUGGAAAAAAUGUGGGUCCAGAAGUUGCUUACAUGUGAACAAAGGGUAAUUAAAGUGCGUUAACAGGAUGCAGACACCCAACCUUCAAAGUAACAUUAAGGAACAUUCAUGGCAUUUUGAACUAGUUUUAUAUCUUUUAUCUCCAUCAUUCUGGAAUUUAGUGUCCCACAGUAGCCCAAGGGAUGUUACGUCUAAUGGAAUCAGGGAGGAAAACAUGUGUGCACGGUAGCUCUCUCUCUCUCAGUUGGCAGUCUUUCUAUGGCUCUGAAUGAAGCAUUUCAGCAGGUUUUUAGUCUCAGAGCCAGACAACGGCCGGCUGUUUUGAGCUGUAGGAGAGCAGUGGGCUAGUGAAAUCCAGCCAGACAUACUUACUGAAAGGUCACUGUUAAGAGAGGAGCAUGAGGACAGACCAUCUCAUGUGCAUGUUUUCAUCUUAAGGACUGCUCUUAUACAGUGCUAUUAAAAUCCAUCAAACUCUA
Molecule: messenger RNA, 3562 nt
Organism: Tachysurus vachellii
Lineage: Eukaryota; Metazoa; Chordata; Actinopteri; Siluriformes; Bagridae
Gene: tgfbi
Product: transforming growth factor, beta-induced
Exons: 17
Coding region: 40-2070 (676 amino acids)
Biological process (GO): extracellular matrix organization; cell adhesion
Cellular component (GO): extracellular matrix
Molecular function (GO): cell adhesion molecule binding
Source: RefSeq, a predicted model, not a curated record